Molecule: messenger RNA, 447 nt
Organism: Symbiodinium necroappetens
Lineage: Eukaryota; Dinophyceae; Suessiales; Symbiodiniaceae
Source: the annotation of a GenBank genome assembly
AUGUUUCUUUGCUUGUUCUUGGUGCUGAUGGGCAUCUGCGGCGCCGUUCGCCAGGUGAUCAGCAACGAUGUUGGGACUAUGCAGAAGGGUGCAGCCGGAGGAGGUUAUGUUUGCGAAUGCUGGACCGGUGGAAUCAGUAAGAAGUACUGGUCACGUGCAACAGAGAGCUAUCGCGACUGCCAGACGUAUUGCGACCGGCGGUGCCAGCAGUUUGCCGAAAAUUAUGGCUAUCGCUAUGCAUCCGGCUCGUGCAACUACGAAUCUGGCAUCGGAAUCGCAACUUCAGGGGGUGCUAUUGACUACACUGGGAUCCUGUUAUGGCCGACGGCUGGAGUCCCCUUCGAUGCUCCUCAUUCGACACAGAUACCCCCGAGCUUCCAGUCCUUUGCGGUCCUGCUGCCGCAGUGGUUCACCUUUGUUUUAGACACCUGCGGCAGACUCGCGGAC